Molecule: messenger RNA, 978 nt
Organism: Metarhizium brunneum ARSEF 3297
Lineage: Eukaryota; Fungi; Ascomycota; Sordariomycetes; Hypocreales; Clavicipitaceae
Gene: LSP1
Product: Sphingolipid long chain base-responsive protein LSP1
Biological process (GO): endocytosis; eisosome assembly
Cellular component (GO): plasma membrane; eisosome filament
Molecular function (GO): lipid binding
Source: RefSeq, a predicted model, not a curated record
AUGUCGCGAUCAAGCUUCGACGGCUCCUUUAUGCAUCUUGGUCCAGCCUACCUGCGCUACCACUCUGGCGAAUCGGUAACUAACAGUCCUCCCACCCACAGGAAUCGCGCGCUUUCUAUCCGCUCUGGAGGCAAGUCCGGCAAAGGCUCCAGCUCCGGCAGCCAGCUUCCCAGCUUCUCCUUCAGCUCCCUCCGCGGCCAGGCUCAGCCCGAGCUGUCACGCAAGCUGUUCAAGCUCAUCAAGUCCGAGAAUAACCUGAUUAAUGCUCACGAAGCCGCUGGUCGUGAGCGCAUCAACAUUGCUACUCAACUGUCCGAAUGGGGAGAACAGACUGGUGACGACGCCAUUAGCGACAUUUCUGACAAGGUUGGUGUGGUUUUGAGCGAGAUUGGCGAGCAGGAAGACACCUAUGCCCAUGCGUUGGACGACUCUCGUGGACGCCUCAAGUCCAUCCGUAACACGGAGAAGAGCGUCCAGCCUAGCCGUGAUGGCAAGGCCAAGAUUGCCGACGAGAUUGCGAAGCUCAAGAUGAAGGAGCCCGAGAGUGCUAGACUGGUUGUCCUGGAGCAGGAGCUUGUCCGCGCUGAAGCCGAGAAUUUGGUUGCCGAAGCCCAAUUGAGCAACAUUACUCGCCAGAAGCUCAAGGAGGCUUACGAUGCCGAGUUCCUUGCCACCAUCGAGCGAGCAGAGAAGCAGAUCAUCCUUGCCAAGCACGGACGCCGUCUCUUAUCUCUUCUCGACGAUACACCAGUUAUUCCGGGUGACACUCGGCCCAACUACAUCGAGAGUAGCCAGGCUCGUCAGAUCCUCAACGACUGCGAGGAUGACCUUCGAGACUGGCGACCAGAGGUCGAACCGUAUGAUGCCCCAGUUGAGGAGAUUUCCCCUGCAAAAGAGAAGCAACCAGCUCUCGACGUUGAGGCGGAUGAUGGCGCAAAGGAGACUGAGGCUGGAACGAAGAUUCUGGGGUCGGCUUAA